This is a messenger RNA of Aspergillus calidoustus, 3790 nucleotides long. Lineage: Eukaryota; Fungi; Ascomycota; Eurotiomycetes; Eurotiales; Aspergillaceae. The record is from the annotation of a GenBank genome assembly.
UGGAAAUCUCUGAAGAUGUCCGCUGAACUUGUGGCUAACACUGCGACUCGUGGUCUCAGAUCUCGAAGAGUGCCUGACGAUAAACGCAAGCGGGCUGCUCAGGCCUGCGACCGUUGUAAGUCGCGGAAGAGCAAGUGUGUCGGGUUAGAGAGCGGGAGAUGCCAACGGUGCUCUCGGGAUGGGAGACUGUGCAAGCUUACCAAGGAAUCGACGCCUCCCAUGCCGACAAGGCCACCGGUCCCUCCCGUGAUGGAUGAAUCUGCGAGCUUGAAGCCUGCAGAUGGUAUUGACAACAGCGGUACCAUGAAGAUCACUUGGCCCAAGUUUCUGCUACAGCUUCGGGAAGCACUGGCCUUGGACUCCCGCACGGAGUUGAAAGAGCGCGAUAUGAUGGACAUGCAGACCCAAUUCCACCAACCGAUGAUGCCCCAGCCAAGCGAGAUCCAUCGCAUCCAGAGAGCCUCUCGAGCUCUCCCGCCAAAGCCAGUCGCCGACUUUCUGAUAUCAGUGUGCUUAACUCACGCGCACGAUGUCUUCUUCUAUGUCGACCAGGCUCAGUUCUUGGCCAACGUCGAUCAACUUUACACAGACUCGACGUCCCCUCUACGCCUGGAUAGCGGAUUUGUUUGCUUGACUUUGUCAAUGCUUGCGUUGGGCAGCCAAUGGACCGAACUAGAACGACCGUCGAGCUUUCCGGCUCACCUUCGACCGAAUGGCGGCGACCCUGGUCGAGUGUUUUAUGAGGAGGCUCGGACCCUUAUCCCCGACCUCAUCGAUCGGACAUCUUUGACUUCUAUCCAGGCACCAUUCAUCCUAGGGAUCUACUCCCUCCCCGACAGAGCGCUUGGCUCGGCCUACGCUUACAUGGGUCUGGCUUUGCGGAAAGCUGUUGCCCUCGAGCUUCAUCAGCAAACUGAUGCCUCGGCACUAACGGAUCACGAGAAACAAAUUCGGUGUCGUUUGUGGUGGUCUGUAUACUCUCUAGAACGAACUACAGCCAUCAAGCUCAAUCGGCCACGUUCUAUUGAUCCCGACGUGAUCCUGACGCCACUACCUACGCCGUUGUCAUCCAUUGACAGCAUGCAGAAAGUGGACAAUAUUCAACAACAGAUAGCAUACGCAAGUCUAAUAAAAGUCAUUGACCGUGUUGCUGAACUCGGAACCCAUGAUUCUCCGAUAACAGAUGUCCUGCAACAGGAGCUCGAAACCUGGAGAUCAUACCUUCCGUCGAACUUGAAAGUAGAAAACGUUGGUCCCAAAGAUGUGACUUAUCGAGCCGUCUUCCACCUGCACCUGAACUACCUCUACGCCUGGAUUUUGCUAGGGAAAGGUUCUCUGUUGAAUACGAUUCAAGCGCAUGUCCGGGCACAAAGCGGGCACCCGGGGUCCGAGACCGUCGUCUUUGAUGAGUUAGCACGGUCUUGUGUCAAGGCUAGCAAAGGGAUUCUUCAUCUUUGCGAGACCCUUGCACACAACCAAUUGAUAUUCCGGUUCUCAUUUACCGACUUUCAAGGCUGCAGUAUUGCAACGAUAGUGGCUAUACUGGCCGGCAUCAUCGAGCGAGAUCCAGAGUACGACUCCCGGGUAACCUUCGGGCUGAAUCACCUGCGGACUAUGGCGUUGGGCAACUUACCGGCUGAGAUCGGGGUGCGGUUUGUGGAAGAUUUGCAAACUAUCGCUAAUGAAGCGUACACAAAGCUAGGGAGCACGUGGGCGGCAGAUGGACAGGAUGCACUGUUUGGAGAGACUCGACAAGAAACACGUCAAGCUGCAGGGUAUAGUCAGUGGGCGCAAUGGGCUUCGUCAAAUCCAGGUUCCUAUGCCGGGCAACAGCGCAACGUUCUAUUUGAAGUUCCACCUAUCCACGCGAGUGGCGCUCCGGUAGGAGAUAUUUCACGAGCGUCGACAUCACAUCAGAACUUGCCGAGCGCUGCUUUUGCCGGACAGCCCCAGUUCCCUCAGAAUAUAUACUCCGCAGAUAGAGCGUUACAGCUGGAUACUGACCCGCAAAUGAUCUGGAGUCAUGACGAUCAAUUCGCACUCAUGGGAUUUACGGGCUUGGAUCUCCUCGAAUUCGAGGCCUUUCCCACACAAGUUGGCCGAUUCGAUCCGACUCACGUCUCAGAGGGGUCGGUCUCCUGAUCGUCACAUCGAAAUAACAGUCUCAUUUGGAUGGUACUACUCUUAUCGGGAUUUCUCCGUCUUCUUUCAGUCCUUCCCAUCGGCUCUUAUACACUCGACCCUCCUUCAUCACCCCGAGGACACACUGCUGUGGUCGGUCAAAGAUAGUUACAUCGUCCAAAGGAUUGCUAUUGAGAAAAAGCAAGUCGGCCCAGAAUCCUUCCUUGACUUGACCAAUUGAGUGCUCUUGACCCAUCAUCUUGGCUGGGUUGAUGGUUGCGCUUUGCAGGAUAGCCAGCGGAGGCAGGACCUGCGCUCUCAGCGCAAAUUCAUGUGUCUGUGCUAUGCCAAGGGGACCGAGAAGGUCGCUUCCAUAGCAGAUCGUGACGCCCGCGUCGUAUGCAAUCUUCAAGCUAUGCAGACCAGCUUUGAGAACUUCGGUGUUCUUUGCCUGCCCGCUUGCAGGGAGGUAGCCUCGCCAGCGUUCCGAAUCCAUCUCGGCGUAUGAAAUGAGCGUUGGAGUCAAGUAGAUUCCCUUUUCAGCCAUCAGUUUGGCGACUUCUUCUGUGACGAAAUUGCCGUGCUCGAUGCCCUUUACACCAUUGUCAAUGGCAUGCAUAAUGGCUUUGGGGGUGUAUGCGUGUGCGGUCACAUAGGUUCCCGCGUUGCUUGCACAUUCGACGAUGGCCUGGAUUUCAGCCUUGGUAAACUGCAGCUGUUCGAGAUGGUCUGUGGGCGUCGAUACACCGCCGGAGCCCAUAAUUUUGAUGAAAUCAGCACCGGAGCGAAUCUCCUCGCGGACAGCCGUCAUGCAUGCGGGGACGCCGUCGCAAAUGCGACCGAGUCCGUUUGUGUGACCCGAGCAGCACUGGACAUGAUCAUGCGAGCUGCGAAUGUCGCCAUGUCCUCCUGAUUGAGAUAGAGCGUGUCCCGCAAUAAAUAGUCGCGGACCAGGGAAGAUUCCAUCUUCUAUGGCCUGUUUGAGGGCAAGCUGGGCGCCGCCGCAGUCACGAACGUUGGUAAAUCCGCGAUGCAGCAUCUGAGUCGCAACGUACGGUUGUCGAAGCAAAGAUACAUCAUUGAAGUUUCCAAACGCCAUCGAUAGAUUAUCGAAACCUGGAACAGCGACAAAAUGGACGUGGGCGUCGAAGAGCCCGGGGCUCACGUAUUUACCCUCGCAGUCAACAGCGACAUAGUCCUCUGGCAGAUCGUCGGGAAUCGAUGAAGAAAUCGACGUAAUCUUGCUAUCUUGAAUGAAAAUAAACUGAUUUUCCUUGAUGUCGCCUGCCACGACAUCGACAAUGUUGGCAUUCGAGAUGAGAUAAGGUCGGGGCUGCGGCCGUAGCCAUGGCUUGAUGUCUGCUGCAGAGGCCAUGUUGAUGUUAUGGAGGGUAAGAAGAUGAAUGAUGAAUAAUGAGAUAAGAAGAAUCCACGACUUGGGCGACCGGAUUAAUUAAUACGAUAAGCAGCUGCUCUGCAGACCAGCUGGCAACUGGCAAGUUGGGCAAGAAUCGGCAGCGAGCUACCGAUCGUCGGCAGUCUGCAUACCGACUCCCCCACUGAGACCUCAGCCCGCAUUCCGGUCGGCAACCUGCCACGCCAAUCAGCGCUGACCAUUCUGACUUUGGAGACACUUAUCAGCGGGAAUCCGCUCGUUCCAUUUCCAGGG